Pterocles gutturalis (yellow-throated sandgrouse) is the source of this 1113-nucleotide messenger RNA. It is a transcript of the gene EEIG2, whose product is annotated as family with sequence similarity 102, member B. The transcript has 11 exons. NCBI's taxonomy places the organism in Eukaryota, Metazoa, Chordata, Aves, Pterocliformes, Pteroclidae. Bases 1 to 1113 code for a protein of 370 amino acids. The record is from RefSeq and is a predicted model, not a curated record.
AUGCUCCCUUUCUCUGUAUUGGAUAACUACUUGGCAAAGACGGUAUCUUCAGUACAUUCCAAAGCUCAGCAGCUUGGAAGACAAUGCCUGAGAGCUAAUGUUCAGGAAGACUUCACUCCCCUGAGGCAAACUGGUGAAAUCACGGUCUGCUUGAUUUGCAAAAACACGGAGGUAGUACAGGCAAACUGUGUCCGCUGGAACAAAAAGUUCCUAUUUAUGUGUAAAAUCAGCGCCAGUGCCACUACAGGGAUUCUGGAUACUUGCAUUUGCAGGGUAUCUGUACGGAAGGAGUUAAAAGGAGGAAAGGCAUAUGCAAAGCUGGGAUUUGCAGAUCUAAAUCUAGCAGAGUUUGCUGGAUCGGGAAAUACCACUCGUCGCUGUUUACUGGAAGGUUAUGAUACCAAAAAUACAAGACAGGAUAACUCCAUUCUGAAAGUUUUGAUCAACAUGCAGCUAAUGUCUGGAGACCCAUGCUUUAAAACGCCUCCUUCCACAGCAAUGUCUAUAGCAAUUGCUGGAGAAUCAGAAUCUUUGUAUGAAGACAGGAAAGGUGGAGAAAACUUAAAAGUAGUACAUCUGGGAAUAGCAGAUAUCUCAUCAAAGAGUGCCUCAGUCCCAGACGAACUUGGUGCAUGUGGACAUUCCAGAACAUCAAGCUAUGCAAGUCAGCAGUCAAAACUGUCAGGUUAUAGCACGUGUCACUCUAGAUCAUCCAGUCUGUCUGAACUCUGCCACAGGAGAAACACCUCGGUGGGGAGUACCUCAACAGGAAUUGGAAGUAUUCUAGAGCCAUGUGAAGUGACUGAGCCAAAAGUAACUGAAGCUAAUGUCGAUACAUCUGUUAAAGAUGCAUCAUCAGAAAAACUCUGCAGACAUCCUGUAAAGCAAGACUCUGUGGAGUCACAGCUGAAGAGGGUCGAUGCUACCAGAGUUGAUGCUGAUGACAUAGUUGAAAAAAUACUGCAGACUCAAGACUUCAGUUUAGACUCAAGUGCAGAAGAAGAAGGUUUAAGAUUAUUUGUGGGCCCUGGUGGAAGCACUUCUUUUGGAAGCCAUCAUCUACCUAACAGAGUAGGAGCUGGAGCAUAUGAGCAGGUGGUGAUAAAACGCUAA